UUCCCGCCUCUAAUACUCUGCUUCUUCUUCUCCUCGCAAAUAACAAAAUUUCCUCCUUCAAAGCAGUCAAACCCUAGAGAACAAGAAAGAGAAAGAACCUUGAGAAUCGUUUACUAUGGUGCCAUCUUUCAAGGAUGAUGAGGAGGGCGCACAACUUUACAAAGAAGCUACACAUCACGUCGCUAAAGGAAAUUACAUCAAGGCAUUAGAGAUCAUCGAAGAUUUGAGUUUAGUGGAAGAUAAAAACACAUGGCUUCUUCGUCUCAAAGAAGGUCACAUAUUCUUGGAACUAGCGAGAAAAACAGAGAACCCUGAGGUGGAAAUCGCAUACUUGUUAGGUGCUGUAGAGUGCUUUUCGGGAGAUGGUGGUGGGUUAUCACCACUUUGUGCAAAUGCACUCAUCAUGUUGGGAAAAAAGCUUGGGUCAGUAUUGUAUUACAAUAAGUCCGUGGAGAAAGCAAAACAAGCUUUAACUGUUACUCAACUGAGUUUGCUAGAGCAAAGAGUAUUCGACCAAACGAAUAAAGGUUUGUUGAGCUUAAUUGAAGAUGCACAGUCCCAGAUCGCUUCUCCCAAGACUCUUGUUGGUUCUAUCAUAAAAAAUUCUGAACAAAAAGUUAUGGAGUCAAAUAAAAGUCCAGACCCACGUGAGGAUGUGGUUAAAGGAUUGAGGUCAUACUGGGUGGGAUUGGAUGUUAAGAUCAAAAGGGACUUUAUGAAAGUAAGCAUUGCAAAGUUUAUUAGUUUUGUUGACGGAAUAGGACAUUACGGAGAGGAGGGGCGAGAUGUUUUGCAGCAAGUUCUCGCUUCUGCAAAGAGAGACAGAAAAUGGACAUUCUGGAUAUGUCGAACUUUGUGUUCGAAAAAGUUCUCUAGUGCUGAAGAAUGUAAGAAUCAUUUUGAACAAGUACACGCUGCAGAUUUCAAACUUUCGUCAGAAAAGGAUAUGGUCAAGAGGAUAGGAAAAGACUGGGCUCGUAAGAUAUCAGUUGGAGGUUGGGAACCAGUGGAUACAGUAGCUGCCAUUGGAAUGAUCAAGAAUCACCUCACAGAUGUGAAAGCGUUUGUAUCUAAAUCUAAGAAUGGAUGGUCCAAUGAAUGGCAUAUAGCUGUGGAUGAAGAGCGGAGUAAGUUACUCAAGGAAAUCAAGUUGCUCCUUGUCUCGUUUUGCGAGCAAAAAAUUCUCCCCGGUAGCAUUCGUGACUGGAUGAUGCGUUUUACAGUUAAGCAUCUUGUAAAACUUGAAGUUUCCGAACAGAGUCUUGUCGAUUCUCGUUUAGUAGAAACACCUCAGAGUAUCUGUUUUCUAGAAAGUCAUGAACUGAAUCAAAUCCUAGAAUUUCUAAACAACAUCAAGUGUGAAAGGAAUGAUGGUACAAAUGUGGUUUGCAGAGCAGUGGACAGUUUCCUGGAUCGUACUCGAGUUAAAGAAAAGAUCGAUUUUGACCCUGAGUUUUCAUAUCUGCUACUGGAUAAAAGUCUACUGAAAAGCAACACUGCUCCACUCGAUGAUGAAGGGACUAUCAGUGUUAUUGAUCCUAAUGCUCACUACGCCAAGGCACAAGCUCAUGGAGAUGAUAUCAUAACAUGGUUAACUGACUACAGUUCAGUAGAUAAGACCUUUCCCCGACCUAUCAGAGAACAUAAUCUUGAUAUCUGGUUGGCUGUUCUGAAAGCUAUUCAGUUUACAUGUAGAACUCUGAGAACCAAAUAUGCAAAGAAAGUUAAGGUCUUAGAUUAUGAUGCAGCUCUUACUGCUGUCAAGAACUUGUGUAUGAGUGAAGAUAAAAGGAGAAUGAAUCUUCAGGAAAAUCAGUGGAGCAGAUACGCAUCUCUUCUAUGCGAUAGAUGUGAAGAGAGAGCCCCAGGAAAUUCCACAAAGUUAUUCUUGUGCGUAGUACGAGAUGUUCUCGAAGGAGCACUGCAUCCAACAUUUGAUUUUCCCGAUUUAGAAGAUUGCCUGAAUCUUAUGCGUGAUCGUAAAAGUGUCAGCGAUGAUAGAGUGUUGAGCUCAAUAGACCUUCUGAAAUCAGUGGUCAUCCACAAGGUUUUACUAAUCGAUUCAAAGAUAUUACUGAUUGAUAAUUCAAGGAUGAGUUUGCUGAAUAAACUCACCAAGCUUUCUAUUUUUGACAACCGCACUUAUAUGCUUCAACUGCUGAAACCUUUCUUGCUGAGUGAAAUUGUAAGUAUGGAAUCCAAAGCGAAGUCAGAGGCAGCAGAAGCAGAACUUUUACUCGAAGAGAAGAAGAAGCCACAAUCAAAGAAGAAAAAUAAAAGCAAUAAGAAUGAAGUUGUGAAUAUAGUGUCCAAAGGCAAGUCAGAUGCAGCAGAAGCAGUUCUUUUAACCGAGAAGGAGAAGAAACCACAAUCAAAGAAGAAAAAUAAAGGCAAUAAGCAGAGAACUUCAACCAGCAAGUCUAAUCCGCGUGAUAAGACUGUUGAACAUAAACCUGCUGUCCACCUUGAGCCUGAAAGUACAUCUUCAUCACUUAAAACGGUGAAAGAAGAUUCUAUGGAACCUGGAUAUGCUCUAGCAAAUGAAAUUCAAGAGGAAGAUGGCCCUGAUAUGCAAAACAAGCCUGGAGAAGAUUCACUGUUGGAACAUUUGGAGUCAGCAGCUGGAGAAGCUGCAACCAGAUACAAUUCAGCUUUUGAUGUGACGCUGAAGGCCCUCUUGAGCAUUAAGAUUUUCAAAGAAUAUUUGAUGCGCAAUAGGCAACCAUUUCAUGACGACCUGGAAGAACAAGUUCCUUCUUCGCUACAAAACUUCUUUACAUCUUUUGUGUCAGAGGUGAUAGACGAUGAGGGAAUCUACAGUUGCCUGUUGAGCGACUUCCUUGCUGACCUAGAAGAAGUUCAUUCCAUGUCAAGUAAAGCUGCUGAGGUACUUGUAACCAUCCUUGAGUUCUGGCAUUGCUGGAAAAAUCCAGAAAGAGAGAGCUUGGUAACUCGCCUUUUCACAUUGGAGGAAAAUGAACGAAUUAGUUGUACCAAAUGCCGAAGGAAGCCAAAUUAUCCAGAGCAAAGUUCUUAUGGCAUUGUUAUGGCUGCAGAUUCAAUCCGAGACCUAAAGUGUGCUCUUGGGAAUAUAGAGUUUAUGGAUAUCCUUAAGGUGAUCCGCAUGGAAUAUAAAAUCUUCUGUGACAUUAAAACAGGAGGAUGUGGAAAGACAAACUUUGUUCAUCACAUUAUAAGUAGAUGCCCACCUAUCUUCAUAAUCGUGCUAGAAUGGGAGAAGAGUGAAACUGAGAAAGAAAUAUUUGAAACAAUAAAGGCUUUGGAGUGGGAGAUAGAUAUCAGUAGGCUAUAUGAAGGCGUAGAACGAAACACUAACUACCGGCUAGUGGCAAUGGUUGGUUGUGGUGAAGAAGAAGAACACAUCUGCAUAGUUUAUGAAAAGAACCGGUGGGUCAAUCUCAGGCACGCUGUAGAAGGAGAGGUUGUUGGUAACUGGAUGAGUGUGGCCCGUUUCUGUGGAGAAAAGAAGGUCCGACCAGAGAUUCUGUUUUAUGAAGCUGUCCGAUCGAUGGUCUAACAAGUGACAUUAUUGUAUCAAUGUGGAGAGGUCCAGCUUCGAUGUAUAAAACAAUGACAUGUUCCAAUUCUAAAGAAGUUGUGUGUUUGUGCUGUAAAAUAUGAUUUGUUUUGGAAACUACAAAUGUUCAACUA
Messenger RNA from Capsella rubella, 3672 nucleotides. RefSeq lists its product as uncharacterized. Bases 116 to 3538 code for a protein of 1140 amino acids. Gene Ontology annotation, molecular function: cysteine-type deubiquitinase activity. Gene Ontology annotation, biological process: protein deubiquitination. The transcript is spliced from 13 exons. The record is from RefSeq and is a predicted model, not a curated record. Lineage: Eukaryota; Viridiplantae; Streptophyta; Magnoliopsida; Brassicales; Brassicaceae.